AUGUCGACGCCCUUAUCCUCUGCCCCGCGUGCUACCCCCGGCAUGAGCGUCCCGGCGACCCAGAACACCGCGCCCGUGAUCAAGUUCCGGUGUCUCUACACUCACGAUAUGCGCCGCAAAGCCAAACGCUGGCAAGAUGGCUACCUCAGAUACCACACGUUCAAUAAACGCAUCAUGGCUUACGAUAUCACGGGAAAUUUUAUUGGUGACCUACACUGGCGACAGGGUGACGCAAUCCAGGACGGGGACGAGCUGGAACUGGAUAGAGGCGUGUUGAUUCAAGUCUGCGAGCCAAUGGAGAAGACGGAGACGGAUAUUUCCGGUCUCUACAGUAAUAAGAAAAGCCAGGGUUCCCCAUCACGGCCGGGGGAACCACCGAUGCCGUCUUUGCACACGUCCACUCCUUUGCGAUCCUCAAUCGGCUCCCAGUCGUCUCGCUCCCUCAAUGAUUUGUUGGGCAUCAAGAAGACACCUAUUGGACGCAUGGUCUCUCCGUAUGAAGAGAGACAUCCGCCGGAGCAAAGUAAAGGUCAUGCACAACCAUCUGAAAGAGCUGUAAAGAGGCAGAGGCUUGCAUCGGAGAAUGUCCCACGUGCACAUGGUUCGAGUCGGCCCCAUCCCGUAACUAUUGAUUUAUCGGAGGAGCCUCCUGCGGAUAAACCAACAGCAGUAGCUACGGAUACUGAACCAGUAGUACAACCCAAGAAAACUCCAAGCUUGGUGAAAGCUGCAUCAGUUACAGUAUCGCCAUCGGACAAAAAACCGAGCGGUAGAGCUCAGCCCAUUAUUACGAAGACCCAAAACCCCGUCAACAAUGCCCCUCCACCUAGCAAGGAAUCCACGAGGAUUCCUGUGGAUACUCCAGUCAACACGCUUAGGUUGUCUACGGAGCGUCCGAGGAGGAAACUGAUGUACAGUGCAUUAUUACCUGGUCAAACCGCCGCAAAAGUAUCCCUUCCCUCUCCCUUUUCAGAGAAGACAAAUGUGCCCGUGCGAGAGACCCCGCAGUUAACCUUUUCGACUUCUGGCCGCCUGGGCGACCCAAACCUAAUUGAUCUACGUUUAUGA
Aspergillus oryzae RIB40 is the source of this 1068-nucleotide messenger RNA. RefSeq lists its product as uncharacterized. The transcript is spliced from 2 exons. Gene Ontology annotation, cellular component: site of double-strand break; nucleus. The record is from RefSeq and is a predicted model, not a curated record. Bases 1 to 1068 code for a protein of 355 amino acids. Gene Ontology annotation, biological process: double-strand break repair. NCBI's taxonomy places the organism in Eukaryota, Fungi, Ascomycota, Eurotiomycetes, Eurotiales, Aspergillaceae.